CACCCUUAUUCGACCGUGUAUGAACGACAGACGUGUUACUUACAUACAGUAUCCAGCAGGCAGAUAUACACAAUUCUUAAUUUAUUGAAAAAAACUAUCUCCGGAAUCAGUACGAGAAAUUACUUAAAUGCUUGGACAUUAUACAUGAUAGACAGGUUGUUUACACUUUGAAGUUUCGUAAAUUUUAUUCAUAUAUCUGGAGUAUCAAUGGAAUACCCAUCUCCAGAUUUAUUCGGAAUGACAAGGAAGAAAGAGAAGAAAAAUUCCGAUUGAACAGUUUCUGAGCAAGUGCUGGGACAAGAAUAUUUAUCGACAAAGUGCUGUUAGUGCGACUAAUCAAAGAUGAUGCGUAUUAACCAAGAACGUGCUUCGAGCCGGUAGUGUUUGUCACAAAAGAAUCAUUUAUUCCAAUACAAAUGUGCAAUGCUACGUUUCUUCGAAAGAUACGCCCGUGCCAAACAACAGAAUCGCUCUUACGUUUAUCGAUUCUAUGGGACGAACUGAUUUGAAAAGAGGGACCGAUUUGUGUUUGGAUUGGAACUGUGACUUGUGUUCUGAAGUCGAGUACACAUUGACUGAGCAAAAGAUAAUGUACUUGUAAAUUUUAAAAAUUUAUUACAAAUACGUAAUUUCAGAACUUAGUAGUCUAGUAAUCCAUAAUAUUUACAAAUGAAAGAAAUAUUCUGAGCUAAGCGAAACUUCAGUGCCAAGUUCUGUGGUUUCGUCGCAGGAGUUUUUAUGAAUAAUGAAGAGAUUAAAUAUCAAGACAAUCAAUACUCUUUAUCAGAGUAUAAUCAAAGUAUUAAUCUUACAUCACGCGAGAUAUGAAUUAAAAAUUCUAACGAUAUAAAAAUGUAUCGUACAUAUGCUUCAAGAUUACAGUCGUGAAAUAUACCACGUUUAACGCGAUGCGAUCGUGAGAGCUUUUCCUACAUUUAUAUUACUUUACAUAAAUAUACGAUAGAGGGCACUAUCUAUUGAUAAAAAUAUAUUUUAUUUCUUGAUAAAAAUAUUUUAUCUAUUGAUUAAAAAACUAAGAAGAGGUUGGCAGUUCCCCGUAAGAGCGAUAUCUCGUAUUAUACUAAUGUUGCUGAUGGAAAGCAUUUUCUCGCUUCUAACGCGGUCACGUAACUGGCAGACUAUUGAUUGUCAUUCAAGGAAAAUGAAGAAAAGAUUACUCCUCUGUUUUCUAUGCGCCAUUAUACUCUUCAUUCUGAUGGUCUCCACUGAUAAUGAUUUCAUUCAACAUGUGUCACCGUUCGUAAUUGGUGAAUGGAACGACAUCACAUGUUACGAAGAAGAGAGCGCAUCGAAUGGUCUUCCGGAUUUUGAUCCGGAGUUAGAUAAACCAACAACGGAUAGAAAUAUCUUUUUCCACGAAACAUCUUGUUUCGACGAGGAUGGUUUAGUGCUGAAUGCUCGCCAAGCGUGUGCCGUCGAAUCAGCAGCUAAAAUGAAUCCAAAUAUGAAUGUAUAUUUGCUGUUUGUAUCCCCUUCAAAAAUCUCGAACCAAUCGAGAGAAAUGUUUCAUCAACUGCAGAGCUAUUCGAAUGUUCGGAUCAGGCAUAUCAAACCGGAAGAAUACGUAAAGAACACACCUCUGGACCUAUGGUAUAGAAGUGGCGUAUUGAAAAAAAGUCGGUGGCCAAGAAGUCACAUGUCAGAUAUUCUUAGAUAUUUGACACUUUGGAAAUACGGAGGAAUAUACUUGGACCUGGAUGUCGUUGUCAUUACAUCCUUCGAACAUUUAACAAAUUUUGCCGGUGCCGAGGAUUGGGAUAAUGUUGCCGCCGGUGUCGUGGGAUUUGAUGCUACGGCGCUUGGUCGUCGCAUAGCUGAUGCCUGCAUACGCGAUGUACGAGCGAAUUUUCGAGGUGAUAUUUGGGGCAACAAUGGUCCUGGUGUGAUUACUAGAACGCUGCAAAAACUCUGUUCAACUAAACACGUUCGAGACAUGACCACAAGUCGGUGUCAUGGCUUUAAAGUUUUUUCUCCUUCGGCAUUUUAUCCGAUCCAUUACAAGAAAUGGAAGGUAUACUUUAAGACAAAAGACAGGAACAAAACGAUGAAGAUUGUGGAAAAAGCGAUGGCCAUUCACGUAUGGAAUAAGUUCAGCAAGUCAGAAAAAGUGAAUGUAAAUAGUGAUGUUCCGUACGUCAUAAUCGCGAGGAAUCACUGUCCAAGAGUCUUUAAUAAUUGUGGAGAGGUAUUUUAAUGAAUAACUACGACUGAAUUUAAAUACAAAAGUUGCAAUAAAAACACAA
Molecule: messenger RNA, 2264 nt
Organism: Frieseomelitta varia
Lineage: Eukaryota; Metazoa; Arthropoda; Insecta; Hymenoptera; Apidae
Product: lactosylceramide 4-alpha-galactosyltransferase-like
Exons: 7
Coding region: 1085-2215 (376 amino acids)
Biological process (GO): glycosphingolipid biosynthetic process
Molecular function (GO): alpha-1,4-N-acetylgalactosaminyltransferase activity
Source: RefSeq, a predicted model, not a curated record